This is a messenger RNA of Centruroides sculpturatus (bark scorpion), 1909 nucleotides long. RefSeq names its product E3 ubiquitin-protein ligase RNF25-like. Gene Ontology annotation, cellular component: nucleus. Lineage: Eukaryota; Metazoa; Arthropoda; Arachnida; Scorpiones; Buthidae. Gene Ontology annotation, biological process: protein ubiquitination. Gene Ontology annotation, molecular function: protein binding; ubiquitin protein ligase activity. The transcript is spliced from 8 exons. Bases 106 to 1602 code for a protein of 498 amino acids. The record is from RefSeq and is a predicted model, not a curated record.
CGCUAGGUGGCUAGAAAACACUCGUGCGAUCUGCUAUUUUACAUUUUGCAGCUGUUGCCGAAGGAACGUUAUUUACUUAUUUUUUUAUAAUAUCGAUCAGAUACGAUGUUAUCCGAAGAAGAAGAGAGUUCUUUGGAAACUGAAAUUGAAGCAUUGAAAUCAAUUUAUAUUCAUGAACUGGAGGUUAAUUACAAUGAACAAGACAGACCAGAUUCCAUCAAAGUUCAGCUCUAUCCAGCAACAGCAGAUAAUGUCACUGAGCAAUAUGUGAAGUUAUUGUUGGUAUUAAAACUUCAUUUACAGUAUCCACAUUACGUGCCAGAAGUUUUAAUUCAAAACACCAGAGGAUUAUCAGAUGAAGAAAUUGAGAGUAUUCACAAUUCACUUAGUAGCCUUGCUGCAGAAAGGAAAGGCACUCCGAUGCUAUUUGAAUUAAUUGAGACUGCUAAAGAAAUCUUGACCAAAGCAAAUACUCCCAGUUGUCAGUGUGCAAUUUGUCUUUAUGGUUUUGCAGAAGGCGACGACUUAAUUAAAACAGAAUGCUUUCAUUAUUUUCAUUCUCACUGUCUUGCCCGAUACGUCCUACACGUUGGAGAAUCUUUUAAAGAAAUGGAAAGCGUAUCUUCACACCAGACAGAAGAUAUUCCUAAGGUCGUCUGUCCAGUUUGUCGUCUUCCGAUAUCGUUUUCUCCCGGAGACAAAAACUAUCCUCCUCCCUUGGAAAGUGAAAAAGAUAAGAUAAAAAUUUCUGCAGAAGUGAGAGCCUUACAGAGAAAAAUGCAGAGGCUAUAUAAUGUACAGAAGAAGAAGGGUGGUAUUAUAGAUAUUGAAGCAGAGAGAAAUAAAUACCUCCUUGAAAUAUCAAAUACGCCGGACGUAAGUUUUACGGCAGAAGGCGCUUCGACUAGCGAAAUUAAAAGUGUUACGGGCUGGUCGGAAGAGGGGAAAGAGAGGGAAGCAAAGCCAGAGUUUAAAAUAUUAGACGACGGCGGCAAUUAUCCGAGUCCUUACAGAAGAUAUCGUCGAUGCAGAAACUCCAGACAAUCCGAGAGACACAGAAAGGAAGAGACUAACGGAACCGAAAGUAAUUCUUCGUUUUCCAGAGACGAAAGCUCAAACAGUUCGCUGGAAUGUAAGAACCGUUUCAAAGUCGGCAGCGACACCGACAACGUCGAAGAUCCCGACGAGUGUCGUCCGGUUAGAAGACGCAACUCCUUUCAAACGUCACGCGCGGACAGAAGGGACUUUCAUUCCCGGCGAGUGUCCGGAGAAUCGGAAAACGACAGUAGAUUUCGCAGAUACACAGAGAAAAGGAAUAGGAAAGAAACUUACGGCGGCGGCUCCUGUCGUAAAGGUAAUCAAAGUAGAAGGUCGAGUAAUAGGGGAGGUAGGGAAUCCUCCAGUAGCCAGGUCGGAGCACCCACCCUAACCUCGGCAGAAAACGGAGAGACGGACGGUCCGGUCGACGUGGUACGCGGAGACGGGCGCGACUAUUCCAGAACCUAUCAGUAUACUAAAAGUUAUUACAGGAACAAAAGUAACCUUCGUUAUAAUUCCAAGAGGAAUCCCAGGGAGUCGGAAGACGUGGAGGCGCGCAGCUGACAGCGAUUUACUGUUACCGUCUACGCGGCGAGGAUAAAGUCUGGUAAAUUCCCAGUUAGAAUUUUGUUUAAGUCUGUCGCACUUUUUCGGUCUUGACGGUUUAUAAAUUAGGGAAGGAAUAAAUUUAUUGCGUAUGUAUAUAUAUUUAUAUAUUAAGGUCGUUUGGAAAAUGGAGCUGUAGAAAUUUGGAAGAACUUUACGACAGUCGGAAUUAACGUAAUAGAAGGAAUAUUCAUGGAUCGGGCGUUUGAAAUGUCAUUCCAAUUAAACUAUGAAAAUAAACGGAAAUUAUUGCCGGUGGCGAGAA